This is a messenger RNA of Talaromyces proteolyticus, 1593 nucleotides long. RefSeq names its product major facilitator superfamily domain-containing protein. The transcript is spliced from 4 exons. Lineage: Eukaryota; Fungi; Ascomycota; Eurotiomycetes; Eurotiales; Trichocomaceae. Bases 1 to 1593 code for a protein of 530 amino acids. The record is from RefSeq and is a predicted model, not a curated record. Gene Ontology annotation, biological process: transmembrane transport. Gene Ontology annotation, molecular function: transmembrane transporter activity.
AUGACCACUCCAUCCGCUACUCUAGACCUCAAUGGCCAACUGGAGAACGCCAUAUGUCUAGAAAUCAAGGAGUUUGAGAAUCAUACUUCGCCGUCAUCCAGUUCGAUUCAGAAGGAACAAAAUCCAUCCCAAACUGAAGAGGAACCAGCGGAGGAAACUGCUCCUAAGAGGACAGUCACUGGUAUUCGCUGGUUCCUCGUGUGCGUGGCUAUCUUCUCAGCAAAUAUUCUCUAUGGACUGGACACGACUAUUGCAGCGGAUAUACAAGCGGCAGUUUCAGAGACCUUUGACAAUGUGACCCUGCUUGGAUGGUUGGGAGUUGGGUUUACCCUCGGUUCAACUGUGGCUAUUUUGCCCCUGGGAAAGGCAUUCGGGACCUUUGAUCCGAAAUGGGUGUUCCUAGGAUGCUUGAUCAUGUUUGCUGCGGGCAGUGCCCUAUGCGGAGGAGCCCCGUCGAUGAAUGCAAUCAUCGUUGGAAGGGUUUGGGCUGGUAUUGGAGGAGCCGGGAUGUACUUGGGGACCUUGAAUCUCGUGAAAAUCUUGAGUACGCCUAAGGAACAACCGUUGUAUGUGGGAAUUACCGGGUUUGUGUACGGUAGUGGAUGCAUUCUAGGGCCCAUUGUGGGAGGGUUAUUUGCGGAUAGCUCAGCUACCUGGAGAUGGGCAUUUUAUUUGAAUCUUCUGGGCAUUGUUCUGACUGCGGGUGUCUACGUAACGUUUACGGUGGCUUUCACAUUUGGUGGCUCGAUCUGGACUUGGAGUGAUGGGCGCAUUAUUGCUCUGAUUGUGGUAUUUGGAAUUCUCACUAUCAUUUUCUGCGUGGCGCAGCGGUACUGUGUCUUUACCAACACUACAGAUCGGAUCUUCCCAUGCGAAUUUUUGCUGAACCCUCAACUAGUUUUACUUUAUGUGUGUAUGGCCUGCGGAGGUGCUGCGCUUUUUGUCUCGGUCUACUACAUUCCUCUAUUCUUUUUAUUUGUGUAUGGAGACAGCGGUAUCCAUGCAGCAAUCCGUCUACUUCCAUUCAUCUGCUUUUACGUAACGACCACGCUCACCUGUGGUGCCUUGAUGAAGCGUACGGGCUACCAUAGUAUCUGGUAUCUCCUGAGUGGCAUAUUCAUGACGUGCGGUGCGGUUACCAUGUACACAGUCCAAUACAGCACUCCUGUUGCCCACAUCUACGGCUUUUCUAUCCUGAUGGGGCUGGGUAUGACAACCACUCAGGCCAGCUAUGCAGUCGGUCCGCUCCUGGUAAAACCAGAAAGGGUAGUGGAGGUGAUCCAGUACCUGAAUAUAUCACAAGGAUCGAGCCAAUUAAUUGGAUUGGCGAUUGCCAGUGGCAUUUUCCAGAGCCUUGGCUUCACGCGACUCAAAAACGUGUUGACCGACACGCACUAUUCGGACAGCCAGAUCCAGGCAGCCAUUGCCGGGGCGCGUAGUGAGUUGUUACAAACUGUGAAUCCGGAGCUGAGAGCGCAGUGUGUCGAUGCGAUUGUCAAGACAAUUGAUGACGUGUGGGCCACGAUCAUUGCGGCUGGGGCGUUGUGGACGGUCUGCUCGCUGUUUUUAACGCGCAAGAGAUUUCUAGAUUGA